AUGGCUUCUCUGGUCAGCCUUCCAUAUUAUGCCUCUGAUUUACCUUCCCCCCUCCCAGCGGAUACUGAAAUCGAUGACGCGCCAGAUAUUACUUUGGCGUAUGGAGGGCGAAGGGUCGUCCGGAUUGGGCGCUUUGUUGUGAAAUUCGGGAAAGGCGUCAACCUCCUUGAAGGGGAAAAUUUGCUGUUCGUCCGACAAAACACCAAUAUUCUCGUUCCUCGGGUCUAUGCCCUUUACACAAGACCCGCAACAGGGGUAAAUUAUAUUGUGAUGGAGCAAGUCCAUGGCGAGACGCUACAAUCUUUGUGGCCUCGGUUGACUUCCUCUGAGAAGGACUCUAUUAUGAGUACCAUGAGGGUUUAUUUCGACGAGCUGCGAAGUCUCCCGCCCCCAGAUUAUUAUGGCAGCCUGGGUGGCCGAAACCUUCUUGACGAAAUCUUUUGGACUCACGAGGUUAACCCCGCAAUCAACGGCCCAUUCACAAGUGAAGAAGCGCUCAACGAGGCAUUCGCAUUAAAGUACCUUUACGAUGAUCGGCCUCGUUUCAGGGCGGACUUCUAUCGCCAGUGUCUACCACUUAUCUUUCGUGAUCACCGGCCAACAUUCACUCAUGGAGACUUUCAAAGGAAGAAUAUACUCGUUCAGCGCGCUGAGGACGAGGUUGGAGUAGACGCUCCCAAGGGAAUAAGAGUAGUUUUGCUGGAUUGGGAAAAGUCAGGCUGGUAUCCGAGUUAUUGGGAAUACUGUCUCGCUGUCUGCGCCUUACGCUGGGACGAUGACUGGUGUCUCUGGGUGGAGAAAACAUUGGAUCUGUAUGUUUCUGAGGCUGCAUGGUUGCAAACGUUUCGUCGUGAACUAUGGUCAUAA
Molecule: messenger RNA, 867 nt
Organism: Aspergillus mulundensis
Lineage: Eukaryota; Fungi; Ascomycota; Eurotiomycetes; Eurotiales; Aspergillaceae
Product: aminoglycoside phosphotransferase family protein
Exons: 1
Coding region: 1-867 (288 amino acids)
Source: RefSeq, a predicted model, not a curated record